AUGCAAAACAACAACGAACAUCAUAUCAUUGUGUUGGAUGGAGACAAUUUGACCUGUGAGCAGUUAUAUCAAAUUGGUUACGAUAUUAAAACUAGAAUUCAAUUAUCGGAGGAAGCAAAGGAACGUGUUGUGGAGGCUAGAAAAAUUGUUGAUGAUAUCAUCUCUACUGAUCAGGUAAAAUAUGGUAUUAAUACAGGUUUUGGUAGUUUUGCUACAACCGUUAUUGCAAAGCAAGAUAUUGAAGAUUUACAAAAGAAUUUAAUUCGUUCUCAUUCUGCUGGUGUUGGAGAGUACUUAUCUUUGGAAAGAUCUAAAAUGUUGUUGGCUCUCCGUAUUAACGUUUUGGCAAAGGGUUUCUCUGGUAUUAGAUUGGAUACUGUUGAAAAAUUGGUAAAGGCUUUUAAUGCUGGAUGCAUUUCUGCUGUUCCAUGUAAAGGAAGUGUUGGUGCAUCUGGAGAUUUGGCUCCUCUUGCUCACAUGGCUCUCGGAAUGAUGGGAGAAGGAUUAAUGUACAAUCCUUCAACAAAGACCUAUGAGGAUGCUGCCAAAGUACUCAAGGAACACGGUUUGGAACCUAUUCAAGUUCAAGCUAAGGAAGGUUUGGCUCUUAUCAAUGGUACUCAAUUCAUUUGUGCUUUGGGUACUGAAGCUUUGGUUCGUUCUGUUAAUGCCACUCGUGUUGCUGAUAUUGUUGGUGCUAUGACUUUGGAAGCUCUUAGAGGUACAUUCAAAGCUUUUGAUGCUAGAAUUCAUGCUGCCAGACGUCACACUGGACAAGUUAAAGUUGCUGGUAGAAUGAGAUCCCUUUUGUUCUCCGAAAAGACUGUUGGAAAUGAAAAGAAGUUUGAAAUUUCUGAAAUUUCAGGAAGCCAUUUGAAUUGUUCAAGAGUCCAAGAUGCCUAUACAUUGAGAUGUAUUCCUCAAGUGCAUGGUAUUGUCAACGACACUGUUGAAUUCUGUAAGAAUAUUAUGGAAAAUGAAUUAAAUGCAGCCACCGAUAAUCCAAUGGUAUUUAGUAAUAAGAAAGGAAGUCAGGUUCCAAACUCGCAUCACAUACAUUUAGAUGAUGAAAAUUCUCGUUCAGAAUUACAUUUGACAACUUCUUUGGAAAAUGACGAACAAAUUGUCAGUGGAGGUAAUUUCCAUGGUGAAUAUCCUGCUAAGGCUAUGGACUUUUUGGCUAUUGGUAUUACUGAAUUGGCAAAUAUCAGUGAAAGAAGAAUUGCUCGUUUAAUUGAUGGUAACUUGAGUGGUUUACCAGCAUUUUUGGUUAAAGAUGGAGGUCUUAACUCUGGUUUUAUGAUUGCACACUGUACAGCUAGUGCAUUAACCAGUGAAAAUAAGGUUUUGGUGCAUCCAAGUUCCAAUGAUACAUUAUCUACAUCUGCUGCUAAGGAAGAUCACGUAUCUAUGGGUCCAUUUGCUAGUCUUAAAUGUCUUGAUGUUGUCAAGAAUGUUGAAUAUGUUUUGGCAAUUGAAUUAAUGUGUGCUUGUCAAGGUGUUGAUCUUUUAAGACCUCUCAAAACUACGCCAAUUUUAGAAAAGGUUUAUCAAUUGGUUAGAUCAGUAGUUCCAAAAUAUGAAAAAGAUAGAUUCCUUUCACCAGAUAUUGAAAAUAUUUGUCAACUCAUCAAGAGUGGAAAAUUGUGGGAAACUGUUAAGGACGACCUUGAAACUUAUAUGCAUUAAAUUUUGAAAAUAAAAUUUUUACUUGAGUUUUCGUU
Molecule: messenger RNA, 1724 nt
Organism: Naegleria gruberi
Lineage: Eukaryota; Heterolobosea; Eutetramitea; Acrasida; Naegleriidae
Product: histidine ammonia lyase
Exons: 3
Coding region: 1-1689 (562 amino acids)
Biological process (GO): L-histidine catabolic process
Cellular component (GO): cytoplasm
Molecular function (GO): histidine ammonia-lyase activity
Source: RefSeq, a predicted model, not a curated record